AUGUUCGAGACGUCUACAAUUGGGAUGUUUAAUCCGUUUCAUACGUUUGGUAUGGGCCAUAAGAAUCGGAAGAGGAUUAGUAUAUCUAAGCCUAUGGUUCUGGGAACGUUCCCGGUGGUCUCUACUACGAGGAGGAGGGAGUCUGGGCAUGUAGCGACGGAGCCGUUGGCAGCAGCGUCGGCGUCGGCGGCGGCGUCGGCGGCGGCAGUUGGUCGGAAAAAGGUUUAUUACGAUGUUGUGCAGGAUUAUUUGCCGAACAGUGAUGAGGAGGAGGAGAUUGAGGUGCAGAGAGGGUUUGUCGGACAGUCGUCGGGGUAUUUGAACAUACACCAGGGGGACAUUGUGCAGCUUAUUAACAAAGGACAUAAUAAUUUGCUCUAUGUGAAGCUGGUUAACCGGCUCGGGGAGGGAUUUGUUCCCAGCAGGUGUCUCAGGAUCAAUGAGCAGCUUUCUGGCGAUGCAGGCAGUCUGCGGAGUGAUGCGGCUGCUUCUGGGGGGUAUCCUGGCGCUAAGCUACCGCCGUUGCCUAUUGGCCUGCCGCCACCAACUCCACACCGGGUUAAUCCUGGUAAUCGGCAAAUAGUGGGGAGUAUUGACGGCGAAGGAGGUUCGUGGUGUUCUACUAUGCUUGACGACAGUACGCUUAACAGUGACGGCAGUAAUAAGGACACUGCUCAUGAUGAUAAUGAUACUAAUAAUACUAAUAAUACUAAUAAUACUAAUAAGGGUUCUCAGCUGCAAUCGGGGGUUUCAUGUUACGUGGACUAUUGCAGCGUUAAAGAUAACCGUGUAUGGUACAAGAUUGAGUGUGAGUUGAGUACGGGGCAUCACAGGACCCUGUGUCGUUACUACCAGGAUUUUUAUUGGCUCCAUCUGGAGUUAAUUGAUCGGUUACGGCGGGUGAAUUCGAAUGCAGAUAUUUCUAUUCUUCCAAGGCUCCCAGCACCGUCUAAGAAUGUGACCAAGGAAGGUGUCGCUGCUACCAGGGUAGAGGGUUUUAACAAGUACCUGAAAAGUUUGUUUCAGUCGGAGCAUAUUCCGGAAUUAGUCAAGGUUACCGUCAUUGUGGAUCAGUGGCUGGCUCCGCGAUCUGGGGACCUUGUUAGAACCCCCCAAGGGUACUUGUAUAGGGUUCGUGAUGUCGGCUCAUCUGACGCGCGCGCUCCUGCAGCGGCAGGGACGGCGAACUCGGAGACGGCGGGGAUAACGCUUGAACACCCAGAACAAGCAUGGGAGGUUAUUCCUGAGAAGGAGUCUCCAGGGAUAAUUCCGCAGCCUCCAAACAUGGCAGAGACAACGUGGUUUCCCCAAUCCAACCCGUACCCUACUAUUGCAACGUCUCGGUCAAUGUCUGCCAUUAUUCGCAGCGGCGUUUCUCCUAAAAGCACCAAGACAAUUGAAAUGGUAAAUUCUGCACCGUCUACCCCGCAAUUUUUCGCAAGCUCGAGUUUCCAAUCAUCUGCUCUUCCCUCGAUGCUUGUCUCCACGCUUGUCAAGCCGCCAUCCUCAGUAGGCUCUUCGGUAAACUCCUCUCCCACGGUUGUGCCGUCCGCUCCAGUGGCCCCCUUACAAUCACUGGAUGAUCGGCUCCCACAGCCGAAAAACAACCAUUUGUCGUUACCACAGCCAUUGCCCACUGCUUCUGAUAGCAGUAAGUUUGUCCCGAUAAAAAUGAAGGUCCACUACAAGGAUGACAUCUAUGCAGUGAGAUGUACAUGGGAUCUGAUAUGCAGCUACGAAUCCUUGUUACACAUGAUAUUGCCAAGACUAAGAAAGGACCUGGAAGUGGAUGUUGGUAAACUCCAGUUAUGCAGGCGACUUACUACUGAUGACAAGCAUAACAAGCAUAGCAAAAAAUCAUCAUCAUCACCGUUAUCUACUUCCUCAUCAUGCAAGGAAACUAUUCUAAGCCCUAAAAAUUACAAGGAACUGAUGGCUGACCUCAGAGUCCUAGCGGCGUCUAGUAACAGAACUCCAACGGUUGCGAAUGCAACUGGCAUUGCAUCAAACAAAGCGACUGACUCUGCGGAACAGAACCAAACCUCUGUUGGACAGGGCAGGUUGAAUAUAUUUGUUAGGAUCAAGGCAGAAUAA
Messenger RNA from Eremothecium cymbalariae DBVPG#7215, 2094 nucleotides. RefSeq lists its product as uncharacterized. Bases 1 to 2094 code for a protein of 697 amino acids. The transcript has a single exon. Gene Ontology annotation, molecular function: phosphatidylinositol binding; protein binding. Gene Ontology annotation, biological process: conjugation with cellular fusion. The record is from RefSeq and is a predicted model, not a curated record. NCBI's taxonomy places the organism in Eukaryota, Fungi, Ascomycota, Saccharomycetes, Saccharomycetales, Saccharomycetaceae. Gene Ontology annotation, cellular component: mating projection tip.